AUGUACCAGAGCACGUUGCAGUUCCUGCACCAGCGCGAGAAGAUGCUGAAGAGCAUCAACAACAACGCGACCAGCGCGUUCUCGAUGGAGAAUCUGCUGAACGGCGGCAAAAUGUCGCCGGAGAACUUGGAGAUACUGACGGAAAAGACGACGGACACGAUGGACGAGUCGUUGGAGGAGCAGUACGAGAACAAGCACGAGCUGAAGACGUCGAUGAGCCCGAACGAGAACACGCGUAGCGAGAACGAGAACGACAGACUGACGCCGGAGAAGAGCGACGUCUUUUUGCCGUUCAACAAUUGUUUUAAGGACAGGGUUUGUUCGAACUGUGGACGGUACAAUUGCAAUUUUUUCUCGUGCCGAUUCAGUGCCAGUGAACACUUGAUUAAGGAGUCGAAGCCCGUACUCAAAUUUAGUGUCAGUGCCAUACUGGGAAAUGAGAAAAAGGAACAAAGGAAUAAUACACAGACUGAACACAUAGUGGUUACGCCCCCGAACCUGUUAGGAUUAACAUCGUACAUCAACAACCAUUCGCCGUCGAUAGCGAAACCUGUUGCGAGCCGACCACAUUUCAACCCCCAUCUAUUGCUGGCCCAUUGCAGACCGCAGCCUUAUCUAACAGUAUCGACGCCGGUGUCGGGCACCCAAUCGACCGUGUUCCCGUUGCCGGGCACGUUCCCGUGGGCGCACAGCGGCCGGGGGAAGCCCCGACGCGGCAUGAUGCGGCGGGCCGUGUUCAGCGACCUGCAGCGCAAGGGCCUGGAGCGACGGUUCCAGAUACAGAAGUACAUCAGCAAGCCGGACAGGAAGAAGCUGGCCGAGAAGCUGGGCCUCAAGGACAGUCAGGUGAAGAUCUGGUUCCAAAACCGGCGAAUGAAGUGGCGCAACUCCAAGGAGCGCGAACUCCUCGCGGCGGGCGGCUCACGCGAACAAACUCUCCCCAACAAAAACAACCCCAAUCCGGACUUGAGCGACGCCAGCGACGACAAGCCGAAGCUCGACCUGAGCGACGUGCCCGACAUCUCGCCGGCCGGCUCGCCCUCCGAGCAGCAGAUGGCGCGCGGCGACGGCAGGGACCUGCAAAUCGGCGCGGCGCACCUGGUGCCGCCCGGCUACCAGCUCUACGACAACAUGGAGUACGAGAGCAGCAACGACAGCGACGAGGAGAUCAACGUCACCUGAUUCGGUACCGGGGGUGGUGCCUUCGAAUGAAAGAAGCCGAGUUGCUUUUCGGUUUCGGAUUCGAAGGUUGGCGGGCCGCACGUGCGACAACACCAGUGUUGCGCCAUCGGUCGGUCACCUUUCCAAACGGAGCUCCCCUUAACUGACAAGAGAUUUCACUGACUACGUUUUUCGUUCCCCGUCUAAUCUACCGGAGCACUUCACCACUUACGACUUUCGUCGUCACCAUACCAAAUUAAAAACAAUACUUAAUAAAAUAAAAUAAUAUAAUAAAACACUUUUUAAGUAAGUAGUCUAAAUCUCCCAUUGUAAAAAUUAACGGUUAAAAAUUUCCUGUAAAUAUUUUGUAUAAAGUCUAUUCAAUGAUCUGUUUGUGAUUUAAAAUUAAAAACAAAUAUGUUAAAGUAAGGUAUGCAUAUUGCACAAUCAGUGAUUUUAAAAAAAUCCGUUUGUUUUAUGGAUUUAUGUUUUGGAAAAACAUGUUCUAGGGUCUAUAUUGUAUAUAAUGUUUAUUAUUAAUGUACAAUUCAAAAAAAUAAUAUAAAAUUAUGGAAUCAA
Aethina tumida (small hive beetle) is the source of this 1740-nucleotide messenger RNA. It is a transcript of the gene Dbx, whose product is annotated as brain-specific homeobox protein homolog. The transcript is spliced from 4 exons. The record is from RefSeq and is a predicted model, not a curated record. Bases 1 to 1182 code for a protein of 393 amino acids. NCBI's taxonomy places the organism in Eukaryota, Metazoa, Arthropoda, Insecta, Coleoptera, Nitidulidae. Gene Ontology annotation, molecular function: DNA-binding transcription factor activity, RNA polymerase II-specific; DNA binding. Gene Ontology annotation, biological process: regulation of transcription by RNA polymerase II.